Molecule: messenger RNA, 1561 nt
Organism: Anoplopoma fimbria (sablefish)
Lineage: Eukaryota; Metazoa; Chordata; Actinopteri; Perciformes; Anoplopomatidae
Gene: spmap2l
Exons: 7
Coding region: 1-834 (277 amino acids)
Source: RefSeq, a predicted model, not a curated record
AUGUUGGUUGCUAAGGACUCCAUAGUAACAACAGGACAUUAUGUGACACCAUCGUCAGGCAGCGAGAGGAGACAUCCAGCUCGCUGCAGUGGAGAUGGUUUCUGGAAAAGAAGACUCUUGGAGCUGGCGCAGCACAAAACCUCAAAAACUGUUUGGGCCACGACUCCUUGUGAAAAGCUGAGCUGGGGCAACCAGGAGUCAAUAUGGCCGCUCUCCGCAUCAGCACUCGGAGCCAUUCCAAGUGCAAGAAUCCAAUACCUAGCCAGGCACAAAAGAGACUUCUCAGCAAGGGAGGACCACCGGAGGAAGGAGGAGGCGAGCUUCUCCAGGAAGACCCAACGUCCUUCCUCCGAGGCACCCCAGUACGAGCACAUUGUCCGCUUGUCAACACCCAGAACCCGGAGCCGUGGCUCCCAGGAAGCAGGGCCUCCUCACACACCUCAGUGUGAUAAUAACUGUCCUAUUUGGCACGUUGCACCCAACGUGAAAACCGCUGUGAUCACACCGAGACUGCUGCACCUCUCCAUCCCCAAACUGAUCCAUCCAGACUUCCAGAGCAACAGAGAGAACGCUGCGUCCAUCGUUUCUUUUCCUUCCAAGACGGCUCGAAUCUCUCAGCGUCUGGUCCAGCUGUCGUUGCCCAGACUGAAGCAGAGCAACAUCUGCCAGGAGCUCGGACGCCCGGUGGAACCAAUCUGGACCGUUUCAAAGGCGGCGAUGAAAGCCACGGCGAGUGCUCGCGUUGAAAUGUUGGCGACGCCAAAACAGCUUUCCAAGGACUACGUUCCUCCACGAGAACCAGACUGGAGCCGAAACAACGUCCCGUUCUCCUGAGCCUCCCUCAACAUCACAACCAAGUCAGCCUCGGUGAAGCAAAUUCAACGUCAGCAGAAACCUUUGAAAAGGAUAAAGACAGUGACGAUGGUCGUUGUGGACAUUUGACAUUUUUGGUGCUUCAUCCUGUCCAAAGAUUCUCCUAUUCAAUGGUUUUUUUUCUUAUUAUUUUAAGAUAAUAAUCCAGAUAAAGUCUUUGUUUGCAGACAAAAAAAAUACCAAAGCAGUUUCUUAGAUCAUUUUCUGUCAUCAUAGAACCACAAACAUAUGAAAGAAAAAUCAGGAUAAGCAAAGACACCAGGAUUUAGUAAAAGGAUCUAAAUGAUAGCAUAAACAUUUACUAAAACACAUUAAAAUAAACCGUAAAAAGUUGUUUUUUUUAAAACAUCAAGCUGAAAGAUAAUACAAGUAUUGAAUAUGUUUAAAUCCAAAUUCUAUUUCAGAUGUCUUGAGUAGAAAAAAAACACAUUGGUGGGUCUGUUUCUCAGCGGUUCUGUUGAUAUUGUUACCAUGUGUUUGAAUACAUGGAAUAAAAGAUUUGGACCACAAUACUAGAAUUUAUGACAGAUUGACUAUUUAUGUCUCAGACCUUUUGAAUAAAUCAGAGCAGCGAAGAUGAAUAAUGUUGGUAAUAAAAACAUGCCAUUGCCUCGGUAUGAAAUGAUCCACAGGGUUUUUUUUCUUUUGACUUUGCAUUUAUAUCACAACCAUGUGUGAAUGGAUCCUU